AUGGAGGCAGUCAAGCGCUUCUUCUCGUCUCCGCGAUUCGCCGUCGCUGGAGCUAGCAAUGACUCUCACAAGUUUGGCUACAAACUUCUCGCCUGGUACCAUCAACACUCACUGCCAGUGACUCCUCUGAAUCCGCGGUCUCCAAGUAUUCAGUUGUCGCCUGCGCAUUCCUACGAUACCGUCGCAUCCCCGCGGCUACUGUCCUCCCCGUCACAGACUUCGUUAUCCGUGGUGACUCCCCCGGCAGUUACUCUUCCUCUACUCCAGGAGGCUCACUCGGUGGGCAUCCCAGCUGUCUGGUUGCAGCCAGGAACCUUUGACAAUGCGGUGUUGGACUUUGCACGGUCGCACUUUGAAGCGGUCAUAGCCGGCGAUGGAGGCCGCGGAUCGGAGGGAUGGUGUGUGCUAGUGGAUGGAGAAGAGGGAUUAGAGGCCGCUGGCGUAAACUGGACAAGCCAGAGAUUGUAA
This is a messenger RNA of Aspergillus puulaauensis, 468 nucleotides long. Its product is annotated as CoA-binding protein. The record is from RefSeq and is a predicted model, not a curated record. NCBI's taxonomy places the organism in Eukaryota, Fungi, Ascomycota, Eurotiomycetes, Eurotiales, Aspergillaceae. The transcript has 2 exons. The coding region runs from base 1 to 468 and encodes 155 amino acids.